AUGUCGGUGGUAAAGCUGAUAUCAACUGGUAAAGCUGAUCCUUUAUCGUAUGCUUCACGUGCAUAUAGAGAUUAUUUAAUCGGACAUUGUUUACGUAUUUUAACCGGUACUGUUGGAGAUGCUCAUUUAUCUUCAAUAUUAGAAUAUGGACAAACUAUUAUGGUUUCUGCUGGAAUAGAUGCUGGAUUUUUAUGUACUGACAAAGUUACAGUUACACAUUGCGAAGAUGAAAUUGGAUUAUGGUGGGGAGCAGUUAUAUAUCUAGCAGCAUGUUGGAAAUUGAAAGAAGACGAUUCACAAGCAUGGAGCAUUUCCACUACCAUAUAUUAUUUAAAUGCUUUGCAAGCAACAAAAGCGACUACUAAAUCAGUCUCUGUGCGUUUUAUUGAUCAGGCAGGAAUAUUGCUUGAACAAUGUUUGGUUUAUUAUAAUUGCAAGCAACAGUCAUCCCAAAACGUUUUGCUUACUCAAUUGUGGAUUUGUGAUUGGUUACUUGAAAUGCGAACUACACUUUGGCAGGAAUUAGAUAACGAUUUAGAAAAAUUAACUACAAAUAUAUCUCUUGGAGGUUUUCAACGUGAUUUAGCUUGUUUGAGACAAUUAUGUCAACAUAUUCCAUCUACUUUAGCAAGAGUAUUUGUUUAUGAAGCCACAACACGUAUAAUGGCGGGAGCAACACCAGUGAAAACUCAAAUAUUGUUAGACCGUAGCUUACAUCACAGAAAUUCACGUUCUUCAAUUAUCCGUGGAAAAGAUCGUUCACAAGAUCAAUAUACUGGAGAAAGAGAACACGCGGUAGCUUUAUGUUUAGCUUGCCGACAUUUACCUCCACUAUUAUUAGCCUCUCCUGGAGAACGUGCAGGCAUGCUUGCAGAAGCUGCUAAAACUCUUGAGAGGGUAGGAGAUAUAAAGAGACUUCAAGAAUGUUACAAAUUAAUGAGGCAAUUAGGACCAGCUAUCUCUGCUAACUGAUAUAUUACUGGUAUAAGAAUAUACCUCAUUCAAUCUUGUCUUUUACAUGGGUUUAUCUUUUUCAUGACUCAUUAUUGUACCAGGUAUGUAAAUAUGAAACCGGAAUUUUUAUAUAGAAAAUACACGUUUAUUGUAUGAAAAUGAUUAAAAAUAUUUUAUUCGAAGUAUUGCCCAUCGCUAGCUAUACAUUUUUCCCACCUGUCUGGCUAUUGGUGGAUGCCACGUCAAAAAA
Bombus pascuorum is the source of this 1204-nucleotide messenger RNA. RefSeq names its product sterol regulatory element-binding protein 1-like. The coding region runs from base 1 to 972 and encodes 323 amino acids. The transcript is spliced from 5 exons. Gene Ontology annotation, molecular function: RNA polymerase II cis-regulatory region sequence-specific DNA binding; DNA-binding transcription factor activity, RNA polymerase II-specific. Gene Ontology annotation, cellular component: nucleus. The record is from RefSeq and is a predicted model, not a curated record. Gene Ontology annotation, biological process: regulation of transcription by RNA polymerase II. Lineage: Eukaryota; Metazoa; Arthropoda; Insecta; Hymenoptera; Apidae.